Molecule: messenger RNA, 1991 nt
Organism: Ananas comosus (pineapple)
Lineage: Eukaryota; Viridiplantae; Streptophyta; Magnoliopsida; Poales; Bromeliaceae
Product: translation factor GUF1 homolog, mitochondrial-like
Biological process (GO): positive regulation of translation
Cellular component (GO): mitochondrion
Molecular function (GO): GTP binding; mitochondrial ribosome binding; GTPase activity
Source: RefSeq, a predicted model, not a curated record
AUGAUGCUGAAAAGCAUAAGCUUUAGUUUGAAGCUUGUGGAAAGAGAAAGGGGGAUCACAGUUAAGGCGCAAACAGCAACCAUGUUCCACUAACACACCGUUGGUGGCACUAAUUCUUCUGAUAAACAAGAUUCCCCAAGUUUUCUACUAAAUCUCAUCGACACUCCGGGUCACGUGGACUUCAGCUACGAGGUCUCAAGAUCUCUUGCGGCUUGCCAGGGUGCUCUUUUAGUAGUUGAUGCUGCCCAAGGAGUCCAAGCACAAACAGUGGUUAAUUUUCAUCUUGCAUUCGAGUCGAACCUAACCAUAAUCCCUGUAAUUAACAAAAUUGAUCAGCCUACUGCUGAUCCUGAACGUGUUAAAUCUCAAUUAAUGUCUCUAUUUGAUCUUGAUCCUGAAGAUGCUCUUCUCACUUCUGCGAAGACCGGUAAAGGCCUUGACCAAGUCCUGCCUGCUGUUAUAGAGCGAAUACCUUCUCCAGAUGGAAAGUGUGAUUCACCUUUACGGAUGCUUUUAUUAGAUUCGUACUACGAUGAAUAUAAAGGAGUGAUCUGCCAUGUCGCUGUUGUUGAUGGUGCUCUUCGAAAAGGCGAUAAGAUUGGUUCAGCUGCAAUCUCACAGACUUAUGAGGUUCUAGAUGUGGGUAUAAUGCACCCAGAACUUACCUCGACUGGAGUUCUAUUCACUGGACAAGUUGGUUAUGUUGUAAGUGGUAUGCAUUCAACAAAAGAGGCACUUGUUGGCGAUACGCUUUACCAUGCCCAGUUCACAGUAGACCCACUCCCAGGUUUCAAGCCUGCGAAGCAUAUGGUGUUCUCUGGUCUCUAUCCGGCUGAUGGAUCUGAUUUUGAUGCUCUUAACCAUGCAAUAGAGAGACUGACAUGCAAUGAUGCGAGUGUAUCAGUCAUGAAAGAGACCAGUACUGCACUAGGCAUGGGAUUUAGGUGUGGCUUCCUGGGUUUGCUUCACAUGGAUGUCUUUCAUCAACGGCUUGAACAAGAAUAUGGAGCUCGAGUAAUAUCAACAAUACCAACCGUACCGUAUAUUUUUGAGUAUGCAGAUGGAAGUAAAAUACAAGUCCAGAAUCCUGCUGCACUGGCUUCAAAUCCUGGAAAACGUGUAACUGCUUGUUGGGAGCCGGCUGUUAUUGCGACUAUUAUUAUUCCUAGUGAGUAUGUGGGACCUAUUAUUACACUUUGUUCAGAAAGAAGUGGAGAGCAGCUAGAAUAUUCAUUCAUUGACAGUCAACGUGCUCUUAUGAAAUAUCGGUUGCCACUGAGGGAAAUUAUUGUGGACUUCUACAAUGAAUUGAAAAGUAUAACAUCUCGAUAUGCCACCUUUGAUUACGAAGAUUCUGAGUACCAAAAAUCAGAUCUGGUAAAACUGGACGUCCUCCUCAAUGGCCAACCUGUCGAUGCUAUGGCAACUAUAGUUCAUAGUCUGAAGGCGCAAAGGGUCGGCCGUGGAUUGGUGGAUAAACUUAAGAAGUUGAUAGACAGACAAAUGUUUGACAUAACCAUACAAGCGGCAAUUGGUUCCAAAGUUGUUGCCAGGGAAACCCUCUCAGCGAUGAGAAAGAAUGUUCUAGCAAAAUGCUAUGGUGGUGAUGUCACUCGGAAGAAGAAGCUUUUGGAAAAGCAGAAGGAAGGGAAGAAACGCAUGAAGCACAUUGGCUCUGUCGAUAUACCACAAGAAGCAUUUCAUGAGCUGUUCAAGAUCUCUUGAAUGUAAAGUAGAGAAAUUGCGGUGAGAAAAGGUUUCCUCUCAAGAUGCAGCAGAACAUGUCGCCUAAAUGCUUCAGUUCAUAACAAGUUUAGAGGAAAUAUAAGUAGGGCAGGGGGCUGUAUCGAUCUACGACAACAACAACCUGAUGAACCAUGCGGCAUUCACUAAGUUAUCAUCAUUAUAUUCUUUCAAGGAGUUGGUCAUCAAUAAAUUUGUUUUGCCUAAAUGAAAUGAACGAAAGGAACUUUGAUGUUAGCAGCACAUUG